This is a messenger RNA of Gordionus sp. m RMFG-2023, 2976 nucleotides long. RefSeq names its product GATA zinc finger domain-containing protein 14-like. The transcript is spliced from 9 exons. The record is from RefSeq and is a predicted model, not a curated record. Gene Ontology annotation, molecular function: nucleic acid binding. NCBI's taxonomy places the organism in Eukaryota, Metazoa, Nematomorpha, Gordioida, Chordodea, Parachordodidae. Bases 75 to 2483 code for a protein of 802 amino acids.
AUCACAAAUAUCUAAAUACAAAAUAAUCUAACAUUUCCUAAUGCUAUUCUUAUCCGUAUUCAAAUUUAAAGAUUAUGAAUGAAAAAUUUAAAAAUUCUCAUAAUGUCAAAAUGGAUAGAUACACUCUUAAAGUCUUGCAGCCACAUUUGAAUCCCAAAUAUAAUGAAAAUGUAGAAACAAAUGAAAAUAUAAAUAUUAACAACAAGAAGGUGAACAAAAAUCCUGUCAACAAAAAUGGUUUAAACAAAUCUAUAAUUAAGAACAUAAAUUCACAUAUUGCAUCAAAUGAUAUUGUUUCUAACCUAUAUAAUAACAUAAAUGCUAACAAAAUAUGCUUAAAAAGGCCAGAAAUUAAAAGAUAUAUUCCACCUGGAAAAAGAUUUGAUCACCCUAAAGCUGAAAUUGAUCCCAAUAUAUUAGCUAAAACAAAAGAAAAUUUAUCUUUGAUUAAAAAAUGUGACAUAUUUCCUGUUAGCUUAAAUUCAUUAUCUCAUUCAAAUAAUUCUCAUGACAUAAAGAAGAUUAAAAGUGCAAAUAUUUCAAGAUCUCAACUUAAAUCCAAAAUAUCUCAUGAAAUACUUGAUAAAAUAAAUUCAAUUACAAAUCAUAAUCAAAAUUUACCUGAUUACAAAAAACAAAUUAAGUCUGAACAUACAUUAAUUAAUGAUAUUUCCAUAAAUCCAUUAGAAAAAGUAAUUUGCCUUAAAAAAAUUGAAUUGAAUAUAAAACCCCCAGGUGCCGUUUUUGUCACUAACAAAAUGUCACCAGAUAUUAAUAUCAUUAAAAAAUGCAACAUUCAAGUAGUGGAUGAAAGUUUUAAAGAUAUUUUAGAUUCUCCCAAAGUCAUUAAUAAUCUGGAAAAUCCAUUAAACAAAAAUUCUAUAGAUUUAGAUGAAAAUAUCAAUUUAAUCUACUAUAGUUGUCAUCUACAGUCACUCAAAUCCCCCACUUCUUUACUAGUUAGAGGCAAUAGAAUGAUAAAUCUACCCAACACUUGUACACAGCCUGCUUGCCAAUCUUCGGCUGGGAAAUGGCAUAUAUCCCUCCCUGACACUCCUGCACCUCGUUCUCGGCACCAAUCUAUCAAUUGUGACUACAGUUUUUCAGGAUGCUUGAAUGAUAAUAAGGGGGAUCACAAAAAUUUUCCCAAUGAAAUGAGGGGUGUUAGAAGAAGGAGGCCCAUAUCACCAAUAUCAUGUGACCAAUACCUUAAUGAGCCAUCCAAUAUAGAUCAAAUAGAUAAUUUUAACUCGAUUGAAGGUUCAUCUAUAUUACCUAUUCAGCGACUAAGAGGGGACCCUUCCAUUUAUAAAAAUUAUCAAAGGCAAGCUCAAAAUUACCCCUUUGAACAUUUAACCAAUAAGGAAAUUCAAGGGAAAGAAAACAUAUCCACUCUACCAUCUCCCUCAAUUCAUUACUAUGAUAAUCGAGCAGGGGAUAGGAAUAAUGGAAUAAAUAAUGCAGAAUACCAUCAACAUGAUAAUAGAUUUUUUUUGCCAGAAAGAACUAAUAUGCAUUUUAUUCAUCCACUGGAUAGGGAAUUUAGUGAUCAUCAGUAUUGGAAAGGAGCAAACAAUGAUCCAACAUCAUUUUCUUACGAAAAACAUUCCUAUUACCCAUCAACUUACAAUGACACACGAUUCCCGCCAGAUAUACCACCUUAUUUCCAUACCAGCUAUGAUCCUAAUUAUAACCCUGGCUAUAAUAAUCAGGUGACCCAUUUAGGCAAUCUAACCCUGCGAGAACCACCUUUCACAAACCGUAUCCACAACAUCGAUAUUAGUCGAGCCAAUAACACCGAAAAUAACUCCAACAAUCUAGAAAAUUUUAAUAAUUCUUUCAAUACCCAUACUAAUACUAAUACUAGUUCUAAUAGUAUGAGUAGUUUUCCCAAUCACAAUGGUCGCCAUAAAUAUUUGACCUGCAAUAAUUUCUCCAACAACUUUAGAAGUAAUCACGAUCCUAAGACUUAUUCGAGUCCGUUCACGUGUUCCAGAGAUCUUAACGACCCUGCCAGAUUUGAAAGGGUCAUCGAAGUCUCCGGCUUUCCUACCGAAUUCAAAACUCUUGAUCUCAAGGACAUUUUGACAAAUUCUGGAGAUUCCGAAUUAGAUAUUCUUUGGGUCGAUGACAAUCACGCUUUGGCUGUAUUUACCUCUUCCAAAUACGCGCAAGAUGCCCUUAAUCUAAAUCACCCUUUGUUGAAAUGCAAAUCUUACGAUCAAGCUUCUUCCAAAUCCAAAUUAAAAGCCGAAAAAUCCUUAGACAGCGUUUUUGCCAAUAUGAUAUGCUCUAAGCCCCGACCCCAAACAACGGUCGUUAUAGCUCGAAGGUUUAUAGAAGGUCACUUAGGUAUUCGGGUGUCUACCGACGAAGAAAUAAGGCAGAAACAGCUUAAAGAAUUUAAAGAGGCCGUUUCCGAAAACAAGCGCUUACAAGAAAGUCGCAACACCGCCGAUGUUUGGGAUGAAAACAAGGAGUAGUAGGUGUACAUAUAGUUAAAGAAAAUAUAUGAAUCUGCUUCAAAAAUCUAAAUCUAAUAUUUUAUAUUCUCUCUGACUUUAAUUAAAUUAUUUAAACAAAAAAUUUAUUAUUAGAAAAUAUUGAUCUUGUCAUUGACUUUGACAUGAUAAAAAAAAUUGCGUCGAAAUGUUCUUAAAUUUCGAAUUUUUUAAAAUAUUAAAAACUAAUUAUUUGUGAAUUGAAGUUAUAAAAAAAUAAUUGUAAUUGAUACGAAUUCUUUCGGCAAUUUUUCCCAAUCAUUUUGUAAUUUAUUUAAAAUGUUUUACAAUGCUUAUUUAUAUAUAAACCAAAUUAUAUAUUUUUUAUAUAGACUUAGAAUCAUAAAAAAUGAUAUAAAAUGCUUCUUUUUAAAACAAAAAUUAAUUUUAAAAUCAAUCUAUAUUUUAGAUUUCACUUUCCCCUCCAAAUAAAAUUCUUUAUAUAAGAUUGAAUGUUUAAUUUAUAAUAUAUUGA